AUGGACUCGAUACACAUGGGUUCCCUAGGGCAAAAGCUACCCUUCUCCAAGAAGAAGCUUCCGAAGAAGGUCAUAUUCUCAUACAUCCUCGACUAUGUGAUUAUCGUAGUCCUCAUUGUAGUUUUCACAAUAAUAGACAAAAUACCCGGGUUCAUGCAGCCCUUCGCCCUACAGAACUACACCCUCCAGUAUCCUUACGCCGUACAUGAGCGGGUCUCAGUACUCGCACUCUGCGUCCUCGUUGUCUUCGUCCCGGCCGUUAUAAUCGCCCUCUAUACUAUGGUCAUCGACGGUCUUUUCUCGCACCAGCCGCCGUCGGCGCCGACGGGCAAGAGACGAAUAUUGACGGGCAGAUACCGGAUGAAGGACAGGCUAUGGGAAUUGAACUGCGGCAUACUGGGAUUAGCGCUGUCUGUAGGAGCGGCGUUCACAAUCACGGGGGCGCUGAAGAAUGCAAUCGGCAAACCGAGGCCAGAUUUGAUAUCAAGGUGUAACCCGCGACCUGGCGCAUUGGAUCCCGUACCAUUCGGGUUAUCGAAUUACACAAUUUGUCUAACACCUUUGGACACUUAUGCGAUGAAGGAUGGCUUCAGGAGUUUCCCAUCAGGUCACUCCAGCGUCUCCUUUGCUGGACUAUUCUAUCUUUCGAUAUACCUAGCCGCAAAGCUCCACGUUCUGGACUCCAAGGGCGAGGUGUGGAAGACCUUCAUCAUCCUCGUACCUACGCUGGCCGCCGCGCUAAUUUCCGGCACGCGUAUCAUGGACGCGCGACACCACCCAUUUGAUGUCCUCUCAGGGGCCGCAUUGGGCAUGCUCGUCGCAUGGGGCUCGUACCGGCAAUACUUCCCUCCAGUCUCCGAGGCCUGGCGCAAAGGUCGUGCGUACCCGAUCCGUAGCUGGGGACGUGAGCCACAGCCGCCGAAUGUCGUCGAGCGGACGGACGAGGGCAUCGAGCCGCUACGCCCGAUCAAGCCACGACCAGAUGAGGAAGCUGCCGGAACCGACUAUGGCUCCACAACGGCAGUGGGGAGCGAAGAGAACGGCGGCAAUGUAUUCAGACAGCAGAUACACGAGUCGCAGCGGCGCAGGCAGGAAGCACACCGUGCGCCGCCCUCGUCCACGUACACGGUCGACCCAACAGACCGCGCGCCUUCCUCGACGUACACAGCAACCCUCCCAGCUACAAAUCCCUAUGCACUAUCAUCAGGCAGCCGCCGACAACGCCGCGACGAGCACUAUGGUUACUCCUCUUCGGAGGAAGAAUCCGAGCUAGAGGAGCUGGAGUUGCAGCCGCAGUACACCCUCUCGAACCCAUCUGGCCGAGACGUGUACGAUCCAUACAGCAAUGGUCAGACAGACACGUCGUAUCACCCUUCACGCAUGACGAGUGUAAGGGCACCAGGAGCGAAUGUCCCGACCGUGCCCGAGGGGUUGGAACAGGACACCACGUCUGUAAGGACACCGCCACCGCCUGAGCCGCCGACGCAUGGUGGUGAGAAUGAUGGACUGAGGAGGUUGGAUUUGGUGGAGACUUAUGCGAGAUGA
Molecule: messenger RNA, 1545 nt
Organism: Coniosporium apollinis CBS 100218
Lineage: Eukaryota; Fungi; Ascomycota; Dothideomycetes
Exons: 5
Coding region: 1-1545 (514 amino acids)
Biological process (GO): phospholipid metabolic process
Molecular function (GO): phosphatidate phosphatase activity
Source: RefSeq, a predicted model, not a curated record